GUCGGCAGUGUCAAUCAUGGACUUACUCUAUAAGGAUGGAGUCCUCGUAGCUAAAUCCUCGAGUUCAACUCUCUCUACUGGAAGACUGGAGCAUCCAGUUGGGCAGACGAAGGAUCGCAUCAAUUUUCUCAGUUCUUUUCCACUUUCUUUUGAUUCUCGGCCAUUAUGGAGAAGAUCUGGCGUUUGAUUUGUUUGCUGAGCUUUGUGGAGGUUGUAACUUUUAGCCAUGCAAGAGUGCCAGGGGAACAGCCUCUCUCUAAUAUUGCCAUUCAUAGAAGCACUCUUGCUCUGCACGAGUCUGCCUAUAUUAAAGCUUCUCCUCUAGUUCUUGGCUUGAAGGGUGAAAACAGUGAAUGGGUGACUUUGAAAUUUAGUCAUCCCAACCCAUCCAUUGAUGAUUGGAUAGGAGUUUUUUCUCCUUCGAACUUUAGUGCAACAACUUGUGAACCUGAAAAUAAAAAAGAUGAGCCUCCACUCUUGUGUACUGCCCCUAUUAAGUACCAAUAUGCAAAUUACACGAACCCAAGUUACACAAGUACAGGCAAUGGGAUUUUGAAGCUUCAAUUGAUCAAUCAGAGAGCUGACUUUUCUUUUGCUCUGAUUUCUGGUGGAAUCUCAAAUCCAAAGCUGAUUGCUGUCUCAAAUACAGUAACAUUUGCAAACCCGAAAGCUCCUGUUUAUCCACGUCUAGCUCAAGGGAAGUCUUGGAAUGAAAUGACAGUUACUUGGACUAGUGGUUACGAUAUUAUAGAGGCAGUACCUUUUGUUGAGUGGGGCCUGCAAGGAAGGGCUCAGAUGCAGUCCCCAGCUGGAACUUUGACGUUCAGUCGUAGCAGCAUGUGUGGUUCUCCAGCACGGACUGUGGGAUGGCGUGACCCUGGCUUCAUCCACACCAGCUUUCUAAAAGAAUUAUGGCCUAACUCAAUGUAUACCUACAGACUGGGUCAUAGAUUAUUUAAUGGCUCAUACAUUUGGAGUCAAGUUUAUCGUUUUAGAGCAUCUCCUUAUCCUGGACAAAGCUCCUUGCAGCGAGUUGUUGUUUUUGGUGAUAUGGGAAAGGCAGAGCGUGAUGGUUCCAAUGAGUAUAGUAAUCACCAGCCUGGUUCUCUGAAUACAACAGAUCAACUCAUCAAGGACUUGAAUAAUAUAGAUAUAGUCUUUCAUAUUGGUGAUAUCUCUUAUGCUAAUGGAUAUCUAUCACAGUGGGAUCAGUUUACGUCACAGAUUGAGCCAAUUGCUUCAACUGUACCAUAUAUGCUUGCAAGUGGAAAUCAUGAGCGUGACUGGCCAGGAACAGGUUCCUUUUAUGACAACAUGGACUCAGGCGGGGAGUGUGGUGUGUUGGCUGAAACCAUGUUUUAUGUUCCUGCUGAGAACAGGGAGAAAUUCUGGUAUUCAACAGACUAUGGCAUGUUCCGGUUCUGUAUAGCUGACUCAGAGCUGGAUUGGAGGCCAGGAACUGAGCAAUACAAAUUUAUUGAACACUGCCUAGCAACAGCCGAUAGACAGAAGCAGCCGUGGCUGAUCUUCAUGGCACAUCGUGUUUUGGGCUAUUCCUCGAGUCCAUGGUAUGCUGAAGUAGGAUCCUUUGGUGAGCCCAUGGGUAGGGAGAGCUUACAGAAUCUAUGGCAGAAGUAUAAGGUUGACAUUGCACUUUAUGGCCAUGUACACAGUUAUGAGAGGACAUGCCCUGUCUAUGAGAACAUAUGCACGAGCUCGGAGAAGUCUCAUUACAGAGGCCCGCUUAAUGGCACCAUUCAUGUAGUUGCAGGUGGUGGAGGUUAUAACCUUGCUCAAUUUGUCACUCUUCAGACGAACUGGAGUCUGUUUCGAGAUAGUGACUUUGGAUUUGUAAAACUGACAGCAUUUAACCAUUCAUCCCUGUUGCUUGAGUAUAAAAGGAGCAGCAAUGGUAAGGUCUAUGAUUCUUUCACCAUCAACAGGGACUACCCAGAUAUCCUUGCCUGUGCUACUGACAGUUGCAGACCCGUAACAAUGGCUUCCUAAUUUCCCACUCUGAUUCUUCCAUGAAAGUAGAUUGCUCUGUUAGUGUCUUAAGUGGUAAUGGGGGUGAAUGAGAAAGUAUGAGAUGCUUCAGCUGCGGCCUUCGAGCUAGUAGACGUUAAAAAACAAAAUCAUCGAUGAGGCUUCCCUUUGUGUAAUCCAUGUUAUACAGUUGAUUUCCAUCGGUUUAUUAAAUAAAUGGUGCUGCAUGGUUCUCCUUGCGUUUCUUAGUUUAUAAUACACCAUGCUUCAUUUCUCAUCUUGUUGGAGUUGUAAAGUUUG
Messenger RNA from Nymphaea colorata (pocket water lily), 2286 nucleotides. Its product is annotated as probable inactive purple acid phosphatase 1. NCBI's taxonomy places the organism in Eukaryota, Viridiplantae, Streptophyta, Magnoliopsida, Nymphaeales, Nymphaeaceae. The transcript is spliced from 13 exons. Gene Ontology annotation, molecular function: acid phosphatase activity; metal ion binding. Bases 166 to 2007 code for a protein of 613 amino acids. The record is from RefSeq and is a predicted model, not a curated record.